CCCAGAACCUCCGAGACUCCCAGCGCGCUGCAGCCGGACACAGCAGGCGCUGAAGCCGAACCAAAGCCGAACCUCAGGCUGCGCAACAGGCUGCUUUCACACGCUCCGUCCGGUCUGGUUCUGUUGGAAAAGUGAAGAAGAAAGGAACAGAGGAGAACAUGUCCAAACCCAACUACAGCGGAACCUUCCACAUGGUGGAGCAGGAGAACAUGGACGCGUACCUGGAGGCUUUAGAUAUCAACUUCGCUCUGAGGAAGAUCGUGUGUUUGCUGAAACCCACCAAAGACAUCACUCAUGAUCCAGCAAGCGGAACCAUGAAGAUCCGAACGCUCACCACCUUCAAGAACUUCAACAUGGACUUCACCAUCGGACAGGAGUUCACUGAGGACCUGGGACCGGUGGAUGGACGCACCUGUCAGACCACGGUGAGCUGGGACGGAGACCGGCUGGUUUGUGUUCAGCGAGGAGAGAAGGAAGGCCGAGGCUGGACGCACUGGCUGGACGGAGACAAGCUGCAUCUGGAGAUGAGAGUUCAAGGCAUCGUAGCCAAGCAAGUGUUCAAGAAGGCGGAUUGAAGUCACUGCAGACGUCUUAGUGAAUAAUAAUGUUAGAAAGUAGCUGGUACCAGAGUCUGAUGCUGCCUAAUCAUUAACACAGCUGACCGUCCUGCCGUCUCUGUGACACCAGCAGAGCAAACAUUCCCUCUGACUUCCUCUUGGUGGUCAUAAACCCACCAGACGUCUGGACCACGUGGUGCUUUACUCCUGUGGGGCUAAACCAGAGGAACUCCACUGAACUAAUCUGAACCAUGAUGUGCUUUCAUUGCUUCUCCUCCUUUCUGUCUGGAGACUCUGAUUUACAGGCUUCAGGCUCCUGAACACCAUCCAACCUGCAAAACUACAUUUAUUUACAACUUUUCUCUGCUGCUGUUUGGUGGAAUAAAUGUUUAAACUCUGUGGCACCUCGGUGCUUCGUUAGAGCGGUACUUUGUCUCACGUUUCAUUAAACACAUUUGGAUGUUUUCAUUAUAUUUGCUGUGUGUUUGUGUUUCUGCUGCUGCAUGUAAAACUCUCAUAGUUUGAUAAAUAUUGAAAUGAAGUGCUCAAAACGUCCACCAUUGUGUGCUUUAUUUUUGUUUUUGACCUGAAGCUGGAACUUUCUUUUAAAGUCAGUCCAGACUUCAAAUUCACUUUAUUCACAUUUGUUCUAAUUAAACUGAAACUAAAACAUUAAA
Molecule: messenger RNA, 1234 nt
Organism: Stegastes partitus (bicolor damselfish)
Lineage: Eukaryota; Metazoa; Chordata; Actinopteri; Pomacentridae
Gene: rbp5
Product: retinol binding protein 1a, cellular
Exons: 4
Coding region: 159-575 (138 amino acids)
Molecular function (GO): lipid binding
Source: RefSeq, a predicted model, not a curated record